UGAAGAGCUGCAGCUCAGAGCAAAAACACACCGAGCUGACUACAGCGAGCACACACCUGCAUCUUUUCCGCUGUGCUUGGACUUGUUAAUGUGAAGUCAUCAUAUCCUGAAGACAGAAGAAAUGGCUAAUCAUUUGUCAGAGUCUCUGCCAGAGCGGACCUUCCAGUACCAAAGCAGCCUGCCUCCUUUGCCUGUACCGUCACUAGAGGGCAGCCUGACCAAGUACCUGGAUGCAGUGCGUCCAUUUGCAUCUGAGAAGGAGUUUAAGGCUACAGUCGAAAUUGUGAAGAAAUUUCAAGAGGGUGUUGGCAAAGAGCUGCAUCAGAAACUACUGCAGAGAGCCAAGACGAAGAGGAACUGGCUGGAACACUGGUGGUUAGACAGUGCGUAUCUGGAGCUGCGUAUGCCUUCUCAGCUGAAUGUGAACUUUGGUGGCCCGGCUCCCUACCUGGAGCACUGCUGGCCCCCUGCAGAGGGAACUCAUCUGGAGAGGGCCAGUAUAAGCACAUGGCAAACCCUGAAAUACUGGAACCUGAUCCGCACGGAGAGGCUGGCUCCACAGAAAGUCGGCAAAACAGCAUUAGAUAUGGACCAGUUCAGAAUGCUGUUCUGCACCUGCAAAGUACCUGGAGUAACAAAGGACACCAUUCAUAAUUAUUUUAAGACAGAGAGUGAGGGUCCUUGUCCGUCUCAUAUAGUAGUGAUGUGCCGUGGACGGUUAUUCGUAUUUGAUGCACUUUGUGACGGAGAAAUCAUCACACCCCCAGAAAUACUCAGGCAGCUGAAGUAUGUGAAACAGCGUUGUGAGGGAGAGCCAGAGGGAGAUGGAGUGGCUGCUCUCACCUCAGAGGAGAGGACUCGUUGGGCAAAGGCUAGGGAGUAUCUAAUAAGCAUUGAUCCACACAAUAAGACGAUCCUAGAGACUAUUCAGAGCAGCCUGUUCGUCAUAUCUCUGGAUGACACCAAACCCUACUCCAGUCCAGACAACUACACAAAUAUGACCCUGGAAGCCCUGACAGGCGAUCCUACCAUCCGCUGGGGAGACAAAUCCUACAAUUCAAUUGUGUUCUCAGAUGGCACUUUUGGAUCCGUUUGUGAUCAUGCACCAUAUGAUGCCAUGGUUCUGGUGUCCAUGUGUUGGUAUAUAGACCAGCAACUUAAAGCUACAGAGGGGAAAUGGAAGGGUUCAGACUCGGUCAGACCCAUGCCCAUUCCUGAAGAGCUGGUUUUUACUGUGGACCAAAAAGUCCAGAGUGAUAUCAGCCAUGCCAAACAGCAAUACCUGGAGACGACCCAGGAUCUCCAGAUUGUGUGUUACGCCUUCACUGGAUUUGGAAAAACAACCAUCAAACAGAGGAAACUGCAUCCUGAUACAUUUGUUCAACUGGCAAUGCAGUUGGCCUACUACAAAAUACACAAAAGGCCAGGAAGCUGUUAUGAGACAGCAAUGACUCGCAAAUUCUACCAUGGCAGGACAGAGACAAUGCGACCCUGCACCCAGGAGGCCGUGAAGUGGUGCGAAGCCAUGACGGACCCAAAAUGCGAUGUUAAUGUGAAGCGGAAAGCCAUGUUGCUGGCCUUCAAUAAGCACAACAAACUGAUGGCUGAAGCCCAGGAAGGAAAAGGUUUUGACAGGCAUCUUUUUGGGCUUUAUCUUAUUGCCAAGGAGGAGGGACUUCCCAUUCCUGAUGUCUUUAUGGAUCCCCUCUAUGCAAAGAGCGGUGGUGGCGGGAACUUUGUGCUGUCCUCCAGUCUGGUGGGUUAUACUACAGUCUUGGGGGCUGUGGCUCCCAUGGUGCACCAUGGUUAUGGCUUCUUCUACCGCAUCAGAGAUGACAGGAUUGUUAUCUCCGUCUCAGCGUGGAAAUCUCACCGUCAGACAGACGCGGCAACGUUAUUCAACAACUUCUCUAACUCCCUGCAUGAGAUGCUUCACUUGGCCACCACAUCUCAGCUUUAAGGGCAGCUGACAGCAGGCUAUAUACACAUUUAACCUAUCAGCUCUGUUUGAGCACUAAUGCACACACAGUUCACAAAUCCUCAGUUUAUAGCCGACAGCCAGUGAUAGUCGUGUUUAUUCUAAGCACAGAUCAAUGCAAAUGUACAAAAACAAUACCACCAGGGGUGAAUUUCACUGGUUUUGGCAUUUAAAAAAAAUCCACUCAACUUUUCAGGGUUUUUUUGGUUUGUGUAAAUUGUUUUUUGAAUGUUUUUUUCCUAAUUCUCAGAUUUUUUUUAUGAUUCCUGUAGAAAUUUUAUUGAGUUUGUUUAAUUUUUAAACCUGACAGUAUUAAUCAGCAUUUAAACUGAGCAAAUAUUAAGGCACGUGACUUUAAAAAAAUGUUUGCCAGAAGCUGAAACCGUUCUAAGGUGGAGAACUGUAGAAAAUAACUUCUGGUUCUGACUAUACUGCUGUGAUAUUAAAGGUUAAUCCAAGUAAACCCAUUAGAAGUAACUUUGAUAGACGCUAAAUGGAAUUUGCUUUGUUUUAGAUAUAGUUUUCCCUAUGAAAAUCUACAGAAAUAUGCAACAGCAGUACUCAACUAUUAAAGGUUUGACUGGUGAUUAUCUAUAAUUGUAUGCCUCUGUGUCUGUGACAGCUGUGACCAGAGGCAUUAUGUUUUCAGAUUGUCUG
This is a messenger RNA of Scomber japonicus (chub mackerel), 2635 nucleotides long. It is a transcript of the gene crot, whose product is annotated as carnitine O-octanoyltransferase. Gene Ontology annotation, molecular function: carnitine O-octanoyltransferase activity. Lineage: Eukaryota; Metazoa; Chordata; Actinopteri; Scombriformes; Scombridae. The record is from RefSeq and is a predicted model, not a curated record. The transcript is spliced from 17 exons. Gene Ontology annotation, cellular component: peroxisome. Bases 122 to 1960 code for a protein of 612 amino acids.